CAUCAGCGCCAAGCCUGCUGCGCGCGUUUGUGAAGCCGCUCAUCCCUUUUGCUGUCGUGCGGAGCCCACUGAGGAGUCGCCAUGAGCAAGGCCCACCCUCCCGAAUUGAAGAAAUUUAUGGACAAGAAGUUAUCAUUGAAGCUAAAUGGUGGCAGACAUGUGCAAGGAAUACUGCGGGGCUUCGACCCCUUCAUGAACCUUGUGAUUGAUGAGUGUGUGGAGAUGGCAACCAGCGGGCAGCAGAACAACAUCGGCAUGGUGGUCAUCAGAGGAAACAGCAUCAUUAUGUUAGAAGCCUUGGAAAGAGUCUAAACAAUGUUCAG
Molecule: messenger RNA, 323 nt
Organism: Acomys russatus (golden spiny mouse)
Lineage: Eukaryota; Metazoa; Chordata; Mammalia; Rodentia; Muridae
Product: small nuclear ribonucleoprotein G
Exons: 1
Coding region: 82-312 (76 amino acids)
Biological process (GO): mRNA splicing, via spliceosome; spliceosomal snRNP assembly
Cellular component (GO): U2 snRNP; precatalytic spliceosome; SMN-Sm protein complex
Molecular function (GO): RNA binding
Source: RefSeq, a predicted model, not a curated record